AUGGCCGCUGGGCUCCAAGAAUAGCUGUGGGGCUGCUGGGGAGGAAGUGACAGGCUCUCUUCACUCACUACUCCAGAGAUUAUCGCGCAGGUAGCUGUAAUCUGGUUCAGGACCGCGGCCAGAGACACCAACCUUCGGCCAUGAAUCCCGUCGAAAGUUGCCCUCAGCGAUCUGCCAGCCAAAGCGGAACCAGAACAAAGCAAACAAGUUGUUUCGGAUGCUGAGAAAUCCCAAUGAACUCGUGUUUCGACUGACUUUUUCGGAAUCUGUGGAGAAGCCGGAGUCGAGGCGACUUUUCCCGACUGUCACGGACAAGAGAUCAAUCGGCCCCAACUUUGGAGUUCAAGCCCCUCAUUUUUUUCGGUCCAUGUGAUUGAGAGGGACGGGGGCACAGACGCAGAGGACACAUCUGUGCGCUCGGUCGGGAGCGCGCAAGGACUGGACUGGUGAGGAUGGAGGUCCGGCCGGACAGGUUCAAGGCCGUGGCAGCCAAGACCCUGGGCAAAAUCUACGGAGCGCUUGAGAAGAAGCAGGAAAAUGGCGAGACCAUUGAGCUGUCGGCGGAGGGACGGCCAGAGAUGGUGGAGGAGAAGGAAAUGCCGGUGGUGGACUGCACCUGCUUUGGCUUGCCGCGGCGGUAUAUCAUUGCCAUCCUCUCAGGAAUUGGCUUCUGUAUUUCUUUUGGCAUCCGCUGUAACCUGGGCGUGGCCAUCGUCAGCAUGGUCAACAGCCACACAGUCUACAAAGACAACAAAGCGGUCAUUGUGAAAGCACAAUUUGACUGGGACCCCGAGACAGUAGGCAUGAUCCAUGGCUCCUUCUUCUGGGGAUAUAUAGUAACCCAAAUUCCUGGAGGGUUCAUCUGUCAAAAGUUUGCAGCAAACAGAGUGUUUGGCUUCGCCAUCGUGGCCACAUCUUUCCUGAACAUGCUCAUCCCUACAGCUGCACGGAUGCAUUUUGGUUGUGUUAUUAUUGUUAGGAUCUUUCAAGGACUAGUGGAGGGAGUUUCUUAUCCAGCGUGCCACGGUAUAUGGGCCAAGUGGGCACCACCACUGGAAAGAAGUCGUCUUGCUACGACAGCAUUCUGUGGCUCUUAUGCAGGAGCUGUCAUUGCUAUGCCGCUAGCUGGAAUCUUGGUCCAGUAUUCUGGCUGGUCAUCAGUCUUCUAUGUCUAUGGUAGCUUUGGAAUCAUGUGGUACUGCUUCUGGAUCUUGGUGUCUUAUGAGAGCCCGGCUGCUCAUCCCACCAUCACAGAGGAAGAGAGGAAAUAUAUUGAGGAAAGCAUUGGCGAGUCGGCUCAACAUUCAGUAACGAAAUUCAACACACCGUGGAGGGCCUUCUUUUCAUCCAUGCCAGUUUACGCCAUCAUCGUGGCCAACUUUUGCAGAAGCUGGACCUUCUACUUGCUUCUGAUCAGCCAGCCAGCGUACUUCGAGGAAGUGUUUGGGUUUGAGAUCAGCAAGGUGGGUAUAGUUUCUGCUCUGCCCCAUCUGGUCAUGACCAUCAUCGUUCCAAUCGGAGGCCAGAUUGCUGACUACCUGCGCUCCAACCAAAUCAUGACCACCACAAAUGUCAGGAAACUCAUGAACUGUGGAGGGUUUGGAAUGGAAGCAACCCUUCUGCUUGUGGUUGGUUUCUCUCACACAAAGGGUGUUGCAAUAACAUUUCUUGUCCUGGCUGUGGGAUUUUCUGGAUUCGCAAUUUCGGGAUUCAACGUCAAUCACCUGGACAUCGCUCCUCGCUAUGCCAGCAUCCUCAUGGGCAUCUCCAAUGGUGUGGGCACUCUGUCUGGAAUGGUCUGCCCUCUUAUCGUCGGUGCCAUGACGAAACACAAGACGCGAGAAGAGUGGCAAGGUGUGUUUCUCAUUGCUUCACUCGUUCAUUAUGGAGGGGUGAUAUUCUACGGCAUUUUUGCGUCCGGAGAGAAACAGCCCUGGGCUGAGCCGGAGCAGCUGAGUGAUGAGAAGUGUGGCAUUCUGGAUGAAGAUGAGCUUGCCAACGAGACGGAGGAGCUGUAUCGCACAAGUGGUGGAGGAGGCUACGGCGCCACGACCCAGGGGGUCGAUCCAAAUGGAGGAGGAGGCUGGGUCUCCGACUGGGACAAAACUGAAGAAUAUGUUCAACCUGCUGGGUCCGACAAUUACAUGUAUGGAAGAGAAGAUUGAGGAUGAAGCCCACUCGCCUCCAUAACACCGCCUUCUCCUGAGGACACGAGAUUGCACAUAGACAGGAACGUCAUGAGGUCAUGCAAUCCCGUUUUUGUUAACUGAACUGGACAGAGACUCCAAAGUGGCGGUGAAAAUGUUAGUCGAUGUAGCGUGUUUGUGUGUGAGCGUUUUAGGGACUCACCAGCCUUCCGCGGAUCUUUGGAUGAGCUGAUGGAACUGGUGUGGAUAUGUAAGUCUUCUUAGAUAAACUGUCACCGGUCACAUUUUAUUUGAUAUGAUUUGUAUUUUAAAUACGUACAGAUGUUGCUUCACAUCACACUUGUUGGCACAGCAAACACCAAAUGCAAUGCGAUUGUCUUUGUGGCCAUUGGACUUGUUUUUCUAUUAAAAAAAACAAGGAACGAUUUCUUCAGAUCUGUCAUCAGAGUCUGGUUUAAUAUUUAUUUAUAUUUAUUAUGUUUAUUUAUGUUACUAAUUCAUUCCAGCUGACUGAAUCAAACCUCUCACGGAUUAGUGUAUUUUCAUUUUCAAAGAUUACAUUUACUCUCACCUUUCUGUGUGUGCGUCAAUUGAAAAUAUUGAGUAGAAGUAUUUUUAUUUUCCACUUUUAAGACAUUUGUUCCUUUGGCCACAAAGUACACGGACUCAGAAGAAGAAUCAUGAAAUAAUCCAAAUAGAUGAGUUUAGGCCACAAAAUUUAGUUUAGUUUUUUUAGUACAACAUUUCAAAUGUGCACAACGAAACGCAUUAUUGUGCCAACCCACUUUUGGCUUCUUCACACGUUAAGUUUAUUUAAAGCCUCUGAUAUGUUGAUAGAGUACAAAUAAAGGGACGAGUUAGUAAAACUAUGCAAUUAUCUAUAUCCUGUAUUAUUUAUGAUUUUGUGCAAAUUCAUGCUUUCAAAAUGCUCGGCUUACACUUAAACUUUUUACGCAUAUUCCAACAGACUAAAUGCUUAAGCUCCUCUGUUACUUCGCUCUGGUGAUAAUAUGUAAAUACAUUUCUGUCAAAUCAAUGUGGAAAACCAUGUUGAUAAUUUAGUCCUUCGUUUUACGUUGUGACUCCACCCGUCACAUCGUUGUUUUGUUGCAUUAGUUGCUUCAUAAUAGUCUCUUUGCCUUUAAUUCUCAUAACUUUGAUACGAUGAUGUCCGUCUGUCUAGGAACCAUGACGUUUAAGGGUGAUAUUCUGCUUCUCAGCCACAAGAGCGCAUGGUGGAGUGAUAUGACAAGUGAAAAGGUUGAAAUAAAAUGAAUUGUUGGACCUUUUUACUGUGAAAUUAGGAGUUGAAUUAUUGUUUGUAGAAGAUAGAAUGUUUCUAGUUGACGCCAAGAGAGGAUUAAAAAUCAAAAACAAACGUUUAAAGACUGCCCAUUGUUUGGCAACUGUGUGCUGUAACAGGUUACGGCUGUCUCUUUUGGUCCCCCUCGACUCUCCCUUCUGUGUAUUGUCUUCAAACUGUAUCUAUCAGCAUUAUCGUAUGAAACAAUACCAGAGGUCAAACUCUGCGUGCAAUACAACUGACCACUAUUUUGUGCUGUUUCCCAGCUCGUUCUCUUCCAUGCAAAAUACAGUGAGUGUGUUUUU
This is a messenger RNA of Synchiropus splendidus (mandarinfish), 3755 nucleotides long. Its product is annotated as vesicular glutamate transporter 1-like. The record is from RefSeq and is a predicted model, not a curated record. The transcript has 13 exons. Gene Ontology annotation, biological process: transmembrane transport; regulation of synapse structure or activity; synaptic transmission, glutamatergic. Gene Ontology annotation, molecular function: neurotransmitter transmembrane transporter activity; L-glutamate transmembrane transporter activity. The coding region runs from base 453 to 2165 and encodes 570 amino acids. NCBI's taxonomy places the organism in Eukaryota, Metazoa, Chordata, Actinopteri, Syngnathiformes, Callionymidae. Gene Ontology annotation, cellular component: synaptic vesicle membrane; excitatory synapse.